AUGCUUCUCGACCAAGUCCAGGGCAGAGACCAUCUGUUGAUCAGUAGACAAAAAGGUCCAAGCGUGUUCCAGAUGCUGGGUUCAUUUUCGAGCCAAUCCCAUCAUGAUGUGCUUCGUCGAGUUGGUUUGGCCACCUCUGCUCCAUUUGUGGCUGUUGAAGAUAUUGACCUCGACAACGAACCCGUCAUUCCUGCUGAUGGACUCUUGCAUGAUCCUGAGACAUGUGACGCCGUUUUGGGUGGCCUUCUUCACCCACAAGACAUUAAAGAACUGACGGACUUGGAUGAUCGUGACAUUGCGCUCCAACAAGUUCACAACUUAAUCUCGAUGGCCGAACUUUGCUUGGUUGAGUUAUCUAGGGCUCAAGGGCGCAAGGAUGAGUUAGACAACUUGAUCAAGUCCCACAAACAUUUAGGACAACGACUUAAGGCCAGUGAGGCUACAUCGGCGAAAAAGAAGGAGGCCACCCAAAACGGCGUCACCGCGAGCCAUGACAUUUCUGUUCGUGACUACAAGAUCAGGGAGUAG
Messenger RNA from Prunus armeniaca (apricot), 528 nucleotides. The record is from the annotation of a GenBank genome assembly. Lineage: Eukaryota; Viridiplantae; Streptophyta; Magnoliopsida; Rosales; Rosaceae.